AUGCCGAAAUUCAGCCAGUGGAUUCGCAAGAUAACCCAUCGCGGCGGCCAGACAGACGGGCACAGCGAGCAGCCUGCGCGGCGUCCACCACCGCGCCGUCGUCUCCAGCGGCCGCGGACGCCCCUGAUACCGAUCCUGCCUGCUAACCGGCGGCCGCUGUCGCUGUCAUAUCCCACCAGCGUGCCAGACGAGCAGCGGGCGACGGAGAACAGCCUCUUCUUCACGCGGCUGCCGCCUGAGAUCCGGCGGAUGGUGUAUAUUGCCAUGUUUGGGGCGCGGACGAUACAUGUCAGCCUGAACUAUUCCACCUCGUACGUGGCCGGGAAGGCUCACGCUCGCCUCGACACCAUCAAGCGGACCGACGACUACAACCUGCAAUGGCGGUGGUGGCACUGCGUCUGCCAUCGGUACAGAAACCUCCCUUUCUGGAACGACCGCUGCCAGCUGCCACAGUAUACGUCCUGCCGUGCUCACUAUGGAGAUCAUUCAAGCUGCUUCAUCGGAGUGCUGGAGUGGCUCCUCACGUCUCGCCAGUGCUAUACGGAGGCGAUGUCAGUCCUAUAUCACACCAACACAUUCAUUAUCAACGACGAGUUCUACGAUGGCCUCUUUUUCAAGCUGCCAGAUUUGAUCCCGGCACAUCAUAUCAGGGGGAUCACCUCGCUUGAGCUAACAUCUAGAAUCAUCCCGGACGGCGAUGCCAUUGACGUCGGAGACCACGCUGCACUCGUUGCAUUCCUGUGCUCUUUCUUCCCUCACUUACGCUGCCUGCGGCUGCACAUCAGGAGAGGCGGUCGUUUCAUAGAGAGGAGCACCCACACAGUAUCCGGGUGGAUUCAGCCUGGCCUUGAAGGCUACCGUCUUGUAGGUGCGGCGAUCUUCUAUACGACUGACCAGCUGGUACAUCAUUACUCGACCAAGUUGAAAUGUCUAGAGAUUGCCUUGGAUAAGUACAUCUACACCAGGGUCCUUAUGGUCCAGCCGGAGGCCGUUAUCAAAACAGAGGAGUCGCAUCCACGGCAGUCCUGGCGCAGAUUCUGGCGACAGGUGGUCACCUACGACGGACUAGAUCUAGGCUAUUAUGUCAUGGAGGCGGAGGAUCAGGUUCUCAUUCCGAUAGACACAUGCUUAUAG
Messenger RNA from Trichophyton rubrum CBS 118892, 1134 nucleotides. RefSeq lists its product as uncharacterized. Lineage: Eukaryota; Fungi; Ascomycota; Eurotiomycetes; Onygenales; Arthrodermataceae. The transcript is spliced from 2 exons. Bases 1 to 1134 code for a protein of 377 amino acids. The record is from RefSeq and is a predicted model, not a curated record.